AUGAUCCCUUUCAAAGGAAGAUCGCUUCUACGUCAAUAUUUGCCCAAGAAACCCAAGAAAUGGGGGUUUAAGCUAUGGGGCAGAUGUGAUGCAAGUGGUUUCUUACACGAUUUCAAUGUGUAUCAAGGAAAGGGUACCGGCAUUGAAGCUGAUGGUGCUGAUGGCUGUGGGCUAGGCGGGAAUGUUGUCUUGCAGUUGUGUAGCUCAUUGGAGCGCGAUCGCGGCUACAAAAUAUUUGCCGAUAAUUAUUUCUCAAAUUUCAACUUGGCUGUUGAAAUGAAAAACAGGGGAUUUCAGUACACAGGCACAGUCAACAAAAACCGCCUACAUAAUGCACCACUAGAAUCUGAUAAGGACCUUGCUAAAAGAGGGCGUGGGUCGUACGACACCGUUACUCUGAAGGAGGGGAAUUUAGCCCUUCUGAAAUGGCAGGACAAUAAGACUGUUACAAUGAUGUCUACCUAUCUAAGUGCAGAACCCCUUACUAAAGUGAAACGUUAUGACCGGGCACAGAAAGCACGCAUUGAAGUUGAUCGACCAGCAGUAAUAACUGUCUAUAACAAGAAUAUGGGUGGGGUAGACCUGUUGGACAUGAUGUGUACUCUCUACAAACGCCAAAUCAAAGGACGAAGAUGGUACCUAUACAUUUUUUACCACACUUUGACCAUCUGUGUGGUAAACAGCUGGUUCCUGUAUAAACGGGAUUGCCAAAUAAAUGGAGUUGGGAAAGCCCUCCCACUAAAGGUUUUCCAAUCCCAGAUUGCUGAGGUUCUUACAAAGAAAGGAAAGCCUGCGCGGCCAGUAGGACGACCAAGCCUAAAUUCCCCACCUCCGGCAAAACAGAGAGCUUACGCCGCAGCACCUCAACCCGAUGUACGGUAUGACAAUUACGACCAUUUUCCCAUGGCCCAGCCAAAGCGUAACCGUUGUCGGUAUUGUCCCAAUGGAUACACCCAGUGGAAAUGUGGCAAGUGCAAUGUGUUCCUGUGCCUUUCUCCUGGAGCCGAGCCUCGAAACUGCUUCCUCGCAUACCACAAAAAAUAA
Molecule: messenger RNA, 1044 nt
Organism: Liolophura sinensis
Lineage: Eukaryota; Metazoa; Mollusca; Polyplacophora; Chitonida; Chitonidae
Product: piggyBac transposable element-derived protein 3-like
Exons: 1
Coding region: 1-1044 (347 amino acids)
Source: RefSeq, a predicted model, not a curated record